CGUUCCCCCGCUCGGUAAUUUCGGUCGGCCGAGUCUGGCUGUCUGGGCUGCUCUUAAAGGGAACAGGAGGCGUCUGUCUCUGUGGAGUUAAACAGUAGCUAAUCGAGUAUUUAGGUCCAUCGGUCCGGUUCUCUUUUACAGAGCGCAGAGAAAUGGAGCCGUUCCUGUACAAAUGUCCUCGUUUCGGUGCCUGAAAUAUAUUUCGGGGGAAUGCAGUCAUCAACAGCAGAGGACAGUAGUGAUGGCACCUCUGGGGUGUCUGCUGAGUCGGUGGUGCAAGUGUCUUUUCCCAGUGUGCGGUCAUCUGUGCUGGAUAGCCUUAACCGACAGCGUGAGGAUGGGCAGCUUUGUGACCUCUCCAUACAUGUGCAGGGCCAGGUGUUUAAGGCCCAUCGAUGUGUGUUGGCUGCCUCCUCACCUUACUUCCAUGACCAGGUGCUCCUGAAGAACAUGUCCACUGUGUCCAUCCCAGCCGUCAUGGACCCAGUGGCAUUUGAGAGUGUCCUCAGCUGUGCCUACACUGGACAGUUGCGAAUGCUGCGUGAAGACAUUGUUAACUACCUCACUGUUGGGAGUGUUCUCCAAAUGUGGCACAUUGUGGACAAGUGCACAGAACUACUCAAAGAGUUCAGGUCAGGAUCUAAUGGGCCACAGGGGGUUGGUACUGCUAUGGAGAACACUGGAUGCAGCAGCAGCGCUAACAAGGAAGCCUAUGAAGAUGGAGGAGACACGCAGUGUAUGGUGCAACCUCCAACCCGUACCUCAGUGAGUGAAAGUCAGUCUCCAAGCAGCACAAAUUACUUUAGUCCUAAAGAUGCCAGUUUUGGUGGAGCCAUGGUAACUACUGGAGCAGCAGGAGAUGGAACUGAACACUCCACUUCUAACUACUGCAUGCCAUCCAGUCGAGGGGAAACGUUCCUAAUUGAAGAGGACGAUGACGAGGACGACUUUGAACUUUUGUACCCUAGAAAACCGGAACGGGGAAGUAGCAGGAGAAAGAAGUCCAUCCCGGUCUCUGAUCAAGAAAUGGGAGAGAGUGACAGUUUUGGAGUUUCAUCCUACCAAGAUGGAGAGUCGUCUCCACCGUUGAAGCGUCCCACAUAUAGUCAGCCAAGCAUAAUGCCUCGAAAGCAGUGGGUAGUUGUAAAAACUGAGCGUUCUAGGGAUGACGAUCUCAUUGUAGUUUCUGGAGAAGAAGGGGGUGAGGAUGAAGAGGAGAGAGAGUUAGAGCUUGCAAAGCAGAGAGAAAGAGAGAGGACAUUUAAUAUUUCUAAUGUUAGAACUCUCUCUGCAAACCUCAGUAGCAGGGAAGAAGUUGAAGCACAGGUUGACUUCUGCCAGUCCUCUGAAGACUACCUCAAGUUUGAAAGUGGUUUGAUGGACCAGACAUCCUCACAGCACCCUCUUGAAAACUCCAGCCAGAAUAGCAAUCGGGCAGUUUCUGCCAUACUGGGCUCAGUUCAGUCAGCUGCUGCCAGAGCCCAGCUCUUCCCACUGGACAUGCAAGGCAAUCAGAUUCUUCUAUAUAACCAGGCUAAUCUAGACUCCUCUCCUCCAUUAGGGCUUUCGGGAGGUUUGCCUGGAGUGUCUUUAAAGGGAAAUGUGGAACAUGGAGCGGUUCACUUGUCUGGGCAUGGUGGAAUGGAUGGUGUAUUAGAUGGUUUAGAUGGCAGUGGGACUGUCAACUCCUCAGGCAAAGUCUUCAUGUGCCACUGUGGCAAAAAGUUUACCCACAAAAGCAUGAGAGACCGUCACAUCAACAUGCAUCUGGAUCUGCGGCCUUUCCACUGCCCGGUAUGUGCUAAGAAGUUCAAAAUGAAGCACCAUCUCACAGAGCACAUGAAGACACAUACGGGUUUGAAACCCUACGACUGCCAUGGCUGUGGGAAGAAGUUCAUGUGGCGUGAUAGCUUCAUGAGGCAUCGCUCACACUGCGAGAGGCGUAAUGGGACUGGUGGUGAUAUUAAAGCACGAGGAUCUGAAGGGACGGUCAUAUCCCCUACACAUCUCCUUCAGCAGCAGCCUUCAGCCAAUGAAAGUACUCAAGGAAGUGUGGUUGGUAGAAGUGGAGUCCCAGUUUUGUCUCCACACCACACCAGCAGUACUAGUGGUGGGGUAUCUUGUUUGACCAUGGCUUUACCUGGGCCUCUAUUAGGAAUAAAUCCCCAAAGUGGGAUGUAUGGGCUUGGUUCUGGUGUUCUUGGGCUGGGGGUAAGCCAUAACCCAUGUGCCGAUGAGGUUAGCGAAGUUAGCGUUGGCGAAAGCAGUGUCACUUAAAUACAUCAGAUAUUAUUGAGCAUUUUUUUAGCAUCUGUAACCCCUUUAGAAAGGGAAGUAUGACUUUAUAAUUCUCAACUAAUUUAAAGGGACCAUGUGUACAGUUGUUUGAUCCUUCUCACAUUUACAAUGUUGUGUGUUCUAGUGCAUGUGCCCAUAUGAUGGUAGGAGAAAAAAAAUCCACAAGUGACCAUUAUUAUAGCACUUAUAUAGUACGAUAUACAUAAAGUAUGUAGGCUGCUAUGGUGAACACCAGAAUUCAGAGUAACAUUAUUUUUACCUGGCAUAAAAUAUGUCAGUCACUGUUGCACACAAUCUGCCUCAAUAUCGUAGAUUUAUCCACUUUCAUUUCAAAGUGCCAUACAUUCCAGUAGCUAGUAUUGUUGUGAUGAAAUAUAUUUGGGUCUGUUUACACUACACAUCAUUUCAGACAAAAUGUUGGCCAACAUUUUAUCUAGGACUAUCUAGAACUGUUUCCAGUUUGCCUAAACUGUGUUAAAGGCUGCCUCUUAAACAAGUGCUAUAGUGCAGGAAUGCGCCUCCUGUAUAUCUGGUUAGUUAACUGUGCAGUGUUAAACUAUCAAUCAAUCUGUUUGUUUGUUUGUUUAACGUACCAAACUUUUAACAGGAUGCACAUUACCUAUGGGCAAUGUGUUAUUUCAAUGUAUUUAGCACUACCAGGGUGCAUUGAAUGUUUGUGUGUAUGGAUUUUUUUUCUUUAAUAGGAAGUUCCUGAUUAUAAUAUUUAUAGAAUUAUUAUAAUAUUAAUGCCAUUUUAUGUUAACAUAAGUUAGUAUUAAGAUCUCCAGUUUUGCCCUUUUGAAGAUAAUCAUUCUGGGAUUUCGCUGUGAUAAACAGUGGCCCCUUUGCAGCCCAAGGGGCUGAAUUCACAAAAAAAAGAAAACAGACACGUGUUCUUAGAAAAAACUUAAAGAAUAAGUAAAACUUUUUAAGAGAAUAUUUUUCUUAGGAAAGCUUUUGUGAAUCCAGCCCAUGAUCUUUUAAACCAAACUGUAUUAAACAAGACAUUGUUUUAACUACGGGUUAAGUUAUGACUGAGCGAAGUUCUUCUUACUCAGUAAAGCACAACAACAAACAUGCAAUCUAUGCAAUAUUGCAAAUCAUUGCAAGUGACUAAAUCACAUCAGCAGAUGAACUUUUGCAUUUGAGUAUCAGUAAACAGGUUUUAAUUAGACUGGUUUCUUUCUUUUGAUGCAUUAAAGUUUUUCCACAGUGCACCACUGAAACAUAGUCUAAUGGAAUAUACUAUGUUUAUCACAAAUUUAAACCGGACAGUGGAACCUGCACACAAUGCAUUUAAAUACACAAUAUUUAUUUUUAGAUGUUUGAAAAAGUAAAGGUACAGAACAUUUGUACACAUUGUAUUAAUUAACAUCUCGUUCCAAGUCAUAUGUGAGAUUUUCUUAGCUGAGGCAAUGCAGUGACUACCAAACAAGAUUAUUGUGGCCAAAACAUGUUGGAAGGUACUGAACUGGCACAUUGGUUCCUCAAGUUGUUAAAUACUUGACAAUACAGGGCUAUGUGAGAUUAAACAGUUAUGAGCAACACUGGUUCUGAUAAUAAGGAUUGUCUUCUGUGAAGGCUAUAGAAAAGAUUUGCCAUGUUUUUAAAUGGACUUGUAGAACUUUAAAAGAAUAGAUGAAUGUGGCACGAAGGAUGGUUCCCAGUAUGUUUGGAACAUUUUUACCACAGUAUCAAAUUCAGUCCCAGUAAACUGCAUGUUUAGGAGCUGAUUAAACUAAUAAUAAAGUGGACCUGGAUCUUUUAUUUAUGAGAUAUUGGUGCAAGAAACAUUUUUUGGUAUAUGGCAAAAUGGGGGAAAAUAAUGAAAUAUAUAAUAAUUCAUCUAAGCACAUGUUCUUAUUAAAACAAAAGAGCUUUCAGUUCUAGGCCUGUUUUAAUUAAUGCCUAGAAUUAAGUGUCAUUUAUUCCAGCAGUAGACUUAAAUACAAAGACAAAUAGUGGAGUACAUACUAUUGUUAUCACAUACUCGACAUCAUACUGCCUCACUUUUUACUUUAACGAAUUUGAAGCUGAAAUGGUGCGAUAUGUCACAUACUCCUUAAAGCGAACCAUGUUGGCCACCACGACCAGAUACCUCAGACCUUAUAUCAUAUUUUCCCUGCUGCAGCUGUGUUUAAGUGACAGUUGUUGUGAUUAAUGCUUAUUAGAAACCAUGCAACUAGCAGCAGACUUAACUGCUCAUUUCUCAUUUAGAUCCAGUAUCUAAUGCAGUAGAUCAAUGUUGUCAAUUAACUCUACAUGAAAAAGAAAAAUAAACACUAUCUGUUGCAGUAA
Molecule: messenger RNA, 4596 nt
Organism: Astyanax mexicanus (Mexican tetra)
Lineage: Eukaryota; Metazoa; Chordata; Actinopteri; Characiformes; Acestrorhamphidae
Gene: zbtb22b
Product: zinc finger and BTB domain containing 22b
Exons: 4
Coding region: 211-2277 (688 amino acids)
Biological process (GO): regulation of transcription by RNA polymerase II
Molecular function (GO): protein binding; RNA polymerase II cis-regulatory region sequence-specific DNA binding; DNA-binding transcription factor activity, RNA polymerase II-specific
Source: RefSeq, a predicted model, not a curated record